AUGGCCGCUCACGACCCCAACCGCGUCGCGAGCAUCAUGCUCUCAAAGCACUCACUCGACCUCGUCUCAUGCACCAAGCUACAGACUCUAUGGGCUGGCUACGGUCAAAUAUGCGCCCUCACAGCGCGAGCAACCACCGCCAAAGCAGCCGAACAUCUCAGCAAUCUGUACGGUGUAGAACCAGGGAUUGCGGGGACGACAUACCCACUCAUCCUGAAGCUCAUCUCACCGCCCCGAAAAAGCGGCAACACUGCAGACGAGGGCCACCUACGAAAAAUGCUGAGCUACGAGGUAGAGCAGUACUUCUAUAGCGAGGUAGUCCCGCGACUGGGCGAUGACAUAGGUAUCGCGCAAUGCCUUGCCUCGACGCGCGACAUGGACGACGCGGAAGGGUCAUCAGAGCUAAAAGGUCUCAUGGCUACGAUUAUGAUUGAUCUGCGUCCUGGAUUCCCUGUCGCGGGCGAGAAAAGGGGCGCGCUGAAUCGCGCACAGGUGCGCGCGGCGCUGGACUGGUUAGCUGGUUUUCACAGUCGCUCGCGGGGACUGCUGCCAGCUAGUCUUGAUGGAUAUGUUCUACCGCCGCUUGAAGAAAGCAAUAGAAGACAUAGCUCAGGCAAGGAUGUUGGCAAUGGGUUGUGGCUUAAUGGGGGAUAUACGUAUCUCGCGACACGGGGGAAAGAGUAUGCUUCUCUUGCGCGGGACACGGACUCGGAGUGGUCAGAUGUUCUAUGUCGGGUCUCGGAAGGAAACUCGCUGUCCGUGGCGGAAAUGGUUGCGUUAUUCUUAACGCCGUGUGGAAGGGCGAUUGAGUCUUAUAUCCAUGGCGAUGUCAAGUCGGAGAAUCUGUUCACGACGGCUGAUGGAGACAAUGUGGCGUUCUUUGAUUUCCAGUACGUCGGGCUCGGUUUGGGGGUCUGUGAUCUUGCCAAAUUGUUUACCUGCUCGGUCCCUCUACAUAUGCUGGUUGAUGGCAAUGGAAGUGUGCCCGGGCAGCUGUCGAUGUGUGAUGGUGAGAGGGGACUGUUGGAGCGGUAUCGUAUGAGUCUCCUCCAGGAUGAGGAGUCGGAGGAACCGGAACUAUAUGAAUGGGAAGCAUUCAAACGACACUGGGAGACGGCUUUGGUUGACUGGUGUAGAUUCCAGGCUUCGUGGGGAUUUUGGGGGAAUACAGAGUGGCUUGAGGCUCGUGUAAGAUCUAUCGUGAAUGACCAGGAGUGGAGGGAUUGGCUGUAUCAGAAUAUCCAGAGUCGGAUAUAG
Molecule: messenger RNA, 1257 nt
Organism: Penicillium verrucosum
Lineage: Eukaryota; Fungi; Ascomycota; Eurotiomycetes; Eurotiales; Aspergillaceae
Exons: 1
Coding region: 1-1257 (418 amino acids)
Source: RefSeq, a predicted model, not a curated record